Trichomonas vaginalis G3 is the source of this 2511-nucleotide messenger RNA. Its product is annotated as regulation of response to stimulus. Lineage: Eukaryota; Parabasalia; Trichomonadida; Trichomonadidae. The transcript has a single exon. The record is from RefSeq and is a predicted model, not a curated record. The coding region runs from base 1 to 2511 and encodes 836 amino acids.
AUGGUAGUAGGAGAAAAUUAUCUUGAUAAUUAUCGCGUACUCUAUACAACAGAUCACAGUGUUAAUGUUGUGCUACGACAGCAAUGCGAGAUCAUCCAUGGAGACGGGUCAACAGGAAUAUAUGCAUUUGCAGGCAGUCGAGACACUCUUGAAUCCAUCAUAUUUCCAGAAGGAUCUAUGCUCAAAACUAUUGGAUUCAGUGCAUUCGAAGGUUGCAUAAAACUUUCUUCGAUUAAUUUCACCAACUGUCAAUUUCUAACAUAUAUUGGAGAAAAAGCAUUUACUAACUGUCGUAUACUAACUGAAGUUAUCCUUCCUCCAAGUCUAAGUGAGUUAUCGGGGUUAAUUUUCCAAAGUUGUCCGUUUUCUGCUCUGAGUGUUCCAAAUUCAGUGAAACAUUUCAGAGGAUAUUGUCUUGCCUGGUGUGGACAUCUACAUACUUUAAAUAUCGAACCAGAAUCACAGCUAGUUAGUAUUGAUAGCGUUGCACUUAUCGGUACGGCAUUAACAAAUAUAUUCAUUCCAAAAUAUGUGUCAAGUAUUGCUGAGAAUGCAUUUUCAGGAAACAUAAAUAUCAUUGUUGAUCCAGAUAGUCAAUAUCUUUCAACUUCAGAUGGUAUAUUAUAUAAUAAAGAUAAAUCAGAAUUUAUACUGCGAUUCAAAGAUAACAUGACUUCAUUCACUAUUCCAGAAAAUAUUACAACUAUUCCAUAUAACUUUUUUUGCGGUUCAAGUAUUACAAGUAUAACAUUUAAUUCAAAACUGAGAACUAUUGGCUUAAGAGGAUUUUACGGUUCACAUCUUGUUAAUCUCACAAUUCCAGACACAAUAAAAACUAUUGUUGGUGGAGCAUUUUCAAAUUGCAAAUAUCUAACUAAUGUUAUUAUUGGAAGAGGAAUUAGUUCACUACCUCCUGGAUGUUUUUAUGGUACCAACAUCUCAAAUAUUACUUUACCUGAUAAUAUCAUAUCUCUUAGAGAAGAAGCAUUUGCUAAAUGUCCCAACUUAAAAACAAUAAGGAUUCCAAAAAGUGUUAAAAAUAUUGGUGGAAAUUGCUUCGAUCAAGAUGUCAAUCUUGAAUUCGAAGAAGGUGCACAGUUCUCUUUUGAUUCUCAGAAACUUCUAUACGAUGCUAACAAAACGAAAGUUUUUUCACGUUUCAGUAGCCUUGAAAGUUACGACAUUCCAUCAACAGUAAAAUCAUUUUCCGAAUCAAUAUUUUCGGGACUCGGGAAACUAAAAGCAAUUAACUUUCCAUCAAAUUCAAGUUUACUUAGUGUUGCCUAUGCAUUAUUCGAUGGAUGUAAUAGACUUGAAGAAUUUAUAUGUCCAAAAUCAGUUACUCAUAUCGGUGUAUAUGCAUUCAGAUUUUGUUAUUCUCUGAAAAGAUUUCAAUUUCCUGACAAUCUAAAUAUCGCAGAUAUAGCAUCAUUUCAGGGGUGCACCAGCCUAGUUGAACUUCGUUUUAAGAAUAUUUCAAAAACAUUUCGGUUAUCGUUUGCUGGAGCUACAUCAGUAGAAAGAAUUAUAUUUGAGGGAUCAGCCCCUACAAUGUUAGGGCAAUCUUCUUUUGAAGGUUGCACUAAAUUGAAAACUGUAGAAUUUAAAAACAUAACAUGUAUUGGUCAAUAUUGUUUUUAUGGUUGUACAUCCCUCGAGUCUCUCGUAAUCCCCGAUACAAUAACAACUAUGGAACCUUCUGCAUUUUCGAAAUUGUCAAUUGAGAAUAUUACAUUUUUAGGAGAACCUCCAUUAACAGUAAUUAAACCAAACACAUUCAGCGGAGCAACUAAGCUUAUUAACUUAAUUCUGCCUUCAUCAAUCAAAGAAAUACAAGAUAAAGCCUUUCAAUGGACUAACUUUUCGACUUUCACUGUUCCACACGACACUCAUACGAUAUCAAAUUAUACAUUACAGAACUGCAUCAAUCUUAAAACAUUCAUCAUUGAAGAUGAUUGUUCUCUACAAACAAUUGGUUUUGCUGUAUUUGAAGGUUGUAAAUCUCUGGAAACAAUCAUCUGCAACAACAGCGCAUAUUUCACAGUUGAGAAUCACGCUCUCUUCAACAAGAAUAAGACUGUCCUUGUCGUCUUCCCUCCUGCAUCUUCGUGCAAAUUCUUCUCAAUUCUAACCACCAUCAGAGAGAUUGCAGCAGGUGCAUUCCUUGAAUGCAAGAAUCUCAUGAACAUUCUUAUACCAGAUGACUCCGUUCAAUACAUUCGUCGCUAUGCAUUCUCAGGGUGUAUUUCACUGACACACAUCAACAUUCCUCUGUCAGUCAUCGAAGUCGAAACAAAUGCAUUUGCCGAUUGCAUCAAACUUACAUGUGGUGUUGAUGUCGAGAACAAAACAGAGUCAUUUAUCAAUAAUCUUUACGAAAACUGUUAUUUGAAUAAAAACGCGAUCCUUGAAUGCCACUUCAUCACAUGCAAGAAACCAGAAAACCGGAUAUAUUUUUCUCCAUUGGCUGUCAUCGCUAUUUGUGCAAGCACAUCACUUGGUCUUUUUUAA